GUAACCGCUGCCUCUUUGGCGUUCGUUUCAGAAUCAAGUUGGAGUCUUACUGAACUCAACUUGCCCGUUAAACGCACCCGAACUUGAUUCCGCGUUUGCGAUUAUCAACACAGGUUUCGAGCAACCUCGAAGUUGAAGCCGGAUUUUGAUCUUAAUAACAUAUUUUCUAUUCAUCUCUCUCUAUUCACACUUCGAAGCGAUGAAAGAUUUCACUUCAAAUAAAUUUUCGUUCCCUAAGUAUUCCAUGGAUGAGAUACUGGAAUUGGAAAGAAUAUACAAUGAAAAGGGAGAACAUUCACUUGAUCAAAGUUUCUGCAAGGAGAUUGCUACAAAUUUUAGCUCCUCAUCAAACCGUGUUGGUAAAACUUCUGUAUCAUGGGAACAGGUGCAUCAGUGGUUCCAAAGUAAACAAAGAGAGUCAAAGGAUCAUCAAGUUGCUUCAUCACCUGAUGGGCUGAACCUGUAUGUUGAUCUUUCAGACAAAUCUUCUUCAAGAACGGGACAUGGAAGCUCUCCGGAUCCAGAAGGUACUCAAGCUGCAGAUCUGUCAGACUUGACUUUUGAAGCAGUAUCUAUAAAAGACAAUGCAUGGCAUGAUGUUGCAAUGUUUCUGAACUAUAGAGUUCUAAGCACAGGAGAACUUGAAGUUCGUGUCCGAUAUCAUGGAUUCGGCAAGGAGGAAGAUGAAUGGAUUAAUGUGAGAGAAGGAGUGCGAGAGAGAUCCAUCCCAUUGGAAGCUUCAGACUGUCACAAGGUGAAGGAAGGAGAUCUUGUGCUAUGUUUCCAUGUGAAAUCUGAUUAUGCACUCUAUUGUGAUGCUCGUGUUUUGAAAAUCCAGAGAAGGAUACAUGAUAGCAAAGAGUGUAGCUGCAGCUUCACUGUCCGGUUUUACCAUGACAAGUCUGAGGAAGAAGUUUCUUGGACAAGUUUGUGCUGUAGGCCAACACAAGAAGAAUCUGAAGUCCCCUUUGAGCCUACUCUGAAUCCCAUAGAGACUUUGUGGGGAUGAAAACGAACCAGUUUUAGUCUUGUAUUUCUCUUUUUAUUUCUCUCCAUUUUGUGAACUAAUUUCAUGUGUUGUUCCCGUGUAAUAUAAGAUUUUGAGUUUUGAUGCAUAAAUUUUUCUUUGAUCUUAUAUCCUUUAAUUGGAUUGUUAUGAUAUA
Cicer arietinum (chickpea) is the source of this 1163-nucleotide messenger RNA. RefSeq names its product protein SAWADEE HOMEODOMAIN HOMOLOG 1-like. The record is from RefSeq and is a predicted model, not a curated record. Gene Ontology annotation, molecular function: chromatin binding. Lineage: Eukaryota; Viridiplantae; Streptophyta; Magnoliopsida; Fabales; Fabaceae.